This is a messenger RNA of Chaetomium fimeti, 1146 nucleotides long. RefSeq names its product nucleoside phosphorylase domain-containing protein. NCBI's taxonomy places the organism in Eukaryota, Fungi, Ascomycota, Sordariomycetes, Sordariales, Chaetomiaceae. The transcript has a single exon. Gene Ontology annotation, molecular function: catalytic activity. The record is from RefSeq and is a predicted model, not a curated record. Gene Ontology annotation, biological process: nucleoside metabolic process. The coding region runs from base 1 to 1146 and encodes 381 amino acids.
AUGCCGGAACGAAACGACUACACCGUCGGCUGGGUGAGCGCCUUGCCUAUCGAGCGGGCUGCUGCCCAUGUCGUGCUCGACAAGGUACACGACCGGCUUGACUACAACCCCCACCGGAGAGACAGCAAUACAUACCUUUUGGGGGAGAUUGGGGACCACAACGUUGUCAUCUGUAUCCUACCCAAAGGCGAAUACGGAAUAUCCACUGCGACUGCUGCUGCGACGAACAUGUUGAACACGUUCCCGAGUAUCAGAUUUGGUCUGAUGGUUGGCAUUGGCGGCGGUGCUCCGAGUCGCGAGAACGACAUUCGUCUGGGGGACAUCGUUGUGAGCCGCCAGGAUGGCAACGGCACCGGUGUGUUUCAGUUCGAUUAUGGGACGACUAUCCAGGGCCAAGAAUUUCUUACGACUGGGUAUCUAAACCCACCUCCCCAAAUCCUGGAAGCGGCCGUGGCGGAUAUGGAGGCCGAGCAUCUGGUCAACGGUCACAGUGUCGACGAUGACAUAACCGGGAUAAUCAAGGGAAAACCACAGCUGGAAAGGCUCUUUCGGCGGCCAGGCCAAGACCUGCUCUUCAAGAGCCACGUCGUCCACCCAACGAAGGACGACGUGAACUGCGCCGAGCACUGCGCCGCCGACAAGUCAAAUCUUGUCGACCGACGCCUGCGGGCCCAGGACGAGAGCAGCCCGGCGAUCCACUACGGUCUCAUCGCAUCGUCCAACCAGCUGAUGAAGGAUGCCCUUGUCCGCGACCGAUUCUCGAAAGAAAAGGGGGUUCUCUGCUUUGAGAUGGAAGCCGCUGGCCUGAUGAACAUAUUUGACUGCCUCGUCAUCCGUGGCAUAUGUGACUAUUCUGACUCUCACAAGAACAAAGUAUGGCAGCCCUACGCCGCUUUGGCUGCGGCUGUAUAUGCGAAGGACCUCCUCCUGCGCGUUUCGCCUCUCGGGGUCGAGGCUCAGGAUGGGUUUAUCGACCGGUUUUUAGCUGGUCAGUGGCUUUCCGUUGAGGCAGUAACUAAAAGAUGGAGAGAGAUGAAUGCUAACAAUUAUUGUUCCAUUUGCUCACUUCAGUCGGCGAUGACGGCGCUGUGGUCAAAACGGCCGCCCAGGCCCAAGCCGACAAUGAAACCAACCGCGAACUCCUAG